Saccharomycodes ludwigii is the source of this 795-nucleotide messenger RNA. It is a transcript of the gene REX2, whose product is annotated as Rex2p. The record is from RefSeq and is a predicted model, not a curated record. Lineage: Eukaryota; Fungi; Ascomycota; Saccharomycetes; Saccharomycodales; Saccharomycodaceae. Gene Ontology annotation, molecular function: nucleic acid binding; 3'-5'-RNA exonuclease activity. Bases 1 to 795 code for a protein of 264 amino acids. The transcript has a single exon. Gene Ontology annotation, cellular component: mitochondrion.
AUGAGCAAUACUCCUGACACCAAUAACAAUGUUUUCUGCAAAAAAUUAUUUAAACCAAUAGUUUGGAUUGACUGUGAAAUGACAGGUCUAAAUCAUAUAGAUGAUCACAUCAUUGAGAUAUGUUGUAUAAUUACGGAUGGUAACUUAAAUGUGGUUGAUCCAAAGGGUUAUGAAAGUGUAAUUCAUUAUUCAAAAGAAAUUUUAGAUAAUAUGAACGAAUGGUGUGUUGAACAUCAUGGUUCUAGUGGGUUGACUGAAAAGGUUUUAACAUCUGAUAAGACUAGAGAACAGGUUGAGGACGAAUUGUUAUCAUAUAUCAAAAGUUACAUACCUGAUGAAAGAAAGGCCGUAUUGGCUGGUAAUUCCAUUCAUAUGGAUAGGUUGUUUAUGUUGAAAGAAUUCCCCAAAGUGAUUGAACAUUUAUUUUACAGAUUAAUUGAUGUAAGUACGAUCAUGGAAGUUUGUUAUAGACAUAAUCCCGAAUUACAAUAUGUUGCGCCAAGAAAAGUUACCGCACACACAGCUAGAUCAGAUAUUUUAGAAAGCAUUGCUCAAUUGAAAUGGUAUGAGGAACAUUACUUAAAAAAUAGAAAUGAAGUGGAAGGGUAUAUUGAACAAAGAAAUAAGGAAUUAGGAAACAAUUUGACAAUAAAAAAUAAUGAGAAGUUGUUAAAAGAUGAUACUGUUGGUGAUUCUACUGCAGAUGUGGUUAGUUCAUUAAAAAGAAAAUUGCAAGAAGAGAAAGAUGAGCAUAAUGAAAAUAGUAACACUGUAAAAAGCUCCAAAAAAGUUUAA